CCUCUUCUCCGCGGAUUGGCUACCUUCGGAUCCAAUAAACCAGGCCUGAGUCCUACUUCCUGGGAGAGUGAGGUCAGCCUCCGGAGAAGCCGGAAGAGUGCUUUUGCGCGCGCUUCCCAAUGUGUCGGGGCUGCCUGGAGGACCUUGGUGCGCGCCAGGAGGCGGGGGCCCGGGAGGAUACCAUGGGGCAUCGAACUCUAGCUUCUUUCCCGGCACUGUGGGCCUCCAUCCCCUGUCCACGCUCCGAGCUGCGCCUGGACCUAGUUCUGGCUUCUGGACAGUCUUUCCGGUGGAGGGAACAAAACCCCGCGCAUUGGACUGGCGUGCUGGCGAACCAGGUAUGGACACUGACUCAGACUGAGGAGCAGCUCUACUGUACUGUGUACCGAGGCGACAAGGGAUGGGUUGGCAGGCCCACCCCAGAAGAGCUAAAGACUGUGUAUGAGUACUUCCAGCUGGAUGUCAGCCUGGCUCAACUUUAUCACCAUUGGAGUUCCGUGGACCCCCACUUUGAAGAGGUGGCUCAGAAAUUCCAAGGUGUGCGACUCCUGCAACAGGAUCCCAUCGAGUGCCUUUUCUCCUUCAUCUGUUCCUCCAACAACAACAUUGCUCGCAUAACUGGCAUGGUAGAACGACUCUGCGAGGCCUUUGGACCUCGGCUCAUCCAGCUUGAUGAUGUCACCUACCAUGGCUUCCCUAGCCUGCAGGCCCUGGCUGGGCCAGAGGUAGAGGUGCAGCUCAGGACGCUGGGCCUGGGGUACCGUGCCCGCUAUGUGAGUGCCAGUGCCCGAGCCAUCCUAGAAGAACAGGGCGGGCUGCCCUGGCUGCAGCAGCUGCGCAAGGUCCCCUACGAGGAAACCCACAAGGCCCUCUGCACCUUGCCCGGGGUGGGCACCAAGGUGGCUGACUGCAUCUGCUUGAUGGCCCUAGACAAGCCCCAGGCCGUGCCUAUAGAUGUCCACAUGUGGCAGAUCGCCCAGCGUGACUAUAGCUGGCACCCCACCACAUCUCAGGCCAAGGGUCCAAGCCCCCAGGCUAACAAGGAACUGGGAAACUUUUUCCGGAGCCUGUGGGGACCUUAUGCUGGCUGGGCCCAAGCAGUACUCUUCAGUGCUGACCUGCGCCAACCCCACCGAGCUCAGGAGCCACCAGCAAAGCGCAGGAGAUCUACAGACCCAGAAGUCUAGGUGGGGGGCACUGGACAAUGGGGUUCCCAGGUAGUUUUCCCCACUGCUGUCCCCCAUCCCGUCUUGCAUUGGGAAGGGGGCUUCCUGCAACUACCUCAGGGGCCAGGUACUCUGAGAUUCAGUAAUUUGCACAGCAAUUUGGGGUGGGGAUUAUCUGGAGAGACAGAGCUACCUACGUUUUUAUCUCUUCCCUUUAUUACAAGAAAGAACAAUAAAAUAGAAACAUUUGUAUGGAAAAUGCAGUGGAGGAGUGAUAGGGAAAGGGGUGGGGAGGUGGCAGGGCAGGGUAACUCUCCAAUUCAGGGAGGGAAGGGGAGCAGGCUGCCCCAAUGCCUCCCACACAAGGGGUUUGGACCCUGGAUCUGGGGCCCUAGAGCUGUGGGGGCAAUGGAGGGGACAGUUCUGGGCCUGGCUCCACGCAGCCGUCUCGACAGCAGCAGCCAGCCGCAGGCCCUACAUGGGGAGAGAGAACCGAGUUGGCCAUAGCAGACCAUCACUCCAGCCUGACUGCCUCUUCAUGGACCACUCACGCCCUUCCACAGAGGACAGGUCCUCACCCCCAGCUGCCGGUGUCAGCAGCUCCCCGUGGCUCGCUGUUGGUCCCUGCCCCUCCUGGCUGGUGCCCAGCUGGAGCUUCCUCAUGUGCCGCACCACGGCCGUGGCAUUGAACGCUUGCUGUGGGGAGAAGGAGGAGAAGGGACUUCUGAGAGUGGGAUAUCAUGUGACAGGGUCUAGUGGUGGGAUUCUUGCAGUGGUUUUGUUAUUUUCAUUCAGGUGUUACUGGAUGAUCGCCUAAAGCCCCUGAAACCUCUACAGGACUUUAUUAAAUGACACCCAGCCAUAUUA
This is a messenger RNA of Enhydra lutris kenyoni (northern sea otter), 2033 nucleotides long. RefSeq names its product 8-oxoguanine DNA glycosylase. Gene Ontology annotation, cellular component: nucleus. Lineage: Eukaryota; Metazoa; Chordata; Mammalia; Carnivora; Mustelidae. The record is from RefSeq and is a predicted model, not a curated record. Gene Ontology annotation, molecular function: 8-oxo-7,8-dihydroguanine DNA N-glycosylase activity; damaged DNA binding. The transcript is spliced from 8 exons. The coding region runs from base 120 to 1187 and encodes 355 amino acids. Gene Ontology annotation, biological process: base-excision repair; base-excision repair, AP site formation; nucleotide-excision repair.